AUGACAACGCUGUGGGGCGACCUCACCUGGGAGUUGCUGGAAUCCGAUUUCCAAGCCGCUUACAAGACGACGGCCCGUUUGGGGCCCGGCAAGCUAGCCGAGAUCAAGGAGGAGAGCGGGGGCUUCACCUCGCAAGUCGUCUUCGUUACCCUCGAUUGGAUCGGUGAAGCGGCCGCAGAGCUUCCCGGAAAAGCCGUCCUCAAAAUUGUCAGCUCGCAGACGUUGAAGGACAUCAAAAACCUGACGGUCGAAGGAUCGACGGAUGAUGCGGAGUUGGACGUACCGGCUAUGCUAAACAAUAAUGAGCUGAACUUCUACCGCCAUUGGCACAAAUGGGGGCUCGGCGAUCUGCCGGUUGUCAAAUUUUUGGCUGGCCGAGACGUUGAAGCUGACUCGGCUAUUGGCUACAUUGCCCUGGAAUACAAAGAAGGGAUGACGGCCCGCUUCCUCUACAAUACGAUUCCCGAGGAGAGCUUCAUUCAAUUUUUGAAAGUUAUGGCCCGAGUCCACGGCGUCACACUCGCGAACCAAAGCUUCGCAUCCGAUUUCCCUUCUAACGUUCGAAAGCUGCUGAACAGCAAGUACGUUACGUACGCCUCGACGGCCAGCCACCUCGAAAAAGUGCUGGAGCAAUACCCAGAGGCCGCGGAGAAGGUCAACAACAUGAAGGAGUACGCGAAGAUCUACAGCGAUUAUGACAGGGAGCAGGCGAUUAGGAAGAAGACUUGCCCAAUCGAACUUUUGGCCCACGGCGACACCUCGCUGGCCAACGUGCUGUGGCAGAAACAUGGGGAAAACGGCUUGGACUUGACGGCGCUUCAUGAUUGGCAGACAUGCCACGUCGGCAACCCGUUCAUGGACCUCUCCAGGUUGAUGGCGUUGAGCUUGGCGCCGGAAUUGCUGCAAAAUCGCCGCAACGACUACCUCCACAUCUACUACGACGAGUUCAAGACGCACGCUGGGGAGGCGACUCCUUGGAAAAAUGGGGAUGAAGUCGUCGAUGCCUUCGAGCAAAUCUUCCCCCUCGAAAUGGUGUCCGUCACCUCGCUGCUCGUCCCCUUCGUACCGUUGAUGCUCAGAACUUGCCCAGCAGCCGAAAAAGAAGCAGCGAAGGUCGAGCUCUUUGAAAAACUGCGCGGCGUCAUCGAGCUAUGCGACGAGUUUAUUAGGAAAUGGAAUUUGACUCAA
This is a messenger RNA of Mesorhabditis spiculigera, 1188 nucleotides long. Lineage: Eukaryota; Metazoa; Nematoda; Chromadorea; Rhabditida; Rhabditidae. The record is from the annotation of a GenBank genome assembly.